CAAUUUUUACACUUCAAUCUUGACAUCCUUUUACCCUCACACCCUCUAAGGACCGAAAUUCCAUCUCAACCACAACUAUGGACUCCAACCGCGCCCUCCCCAUCCUCGAUGCCGCCCAAAAACACUCCUACGGCAUCCCCGCAAUGUGCUGCUACAACACCGAAGGCAUCCUGGCCACGGUCCGGGCUGCCGAAGCCAAAUCCUCACCCGCCAUGAUCCUGCUUUUCCCCUGGGCAAUCCAAUACGCAAACUCCUGUCUUGUGCACCUCGCCGCCGAAGCUGCCCGCAAUGCCUCCGUCCCCGUAACCGUGCAUCUCGACCACGCGCAGAGCCCUGAAAUCGUGCGACGUGCUGCGGACAUGGGCGGUUUUGAUAGUAUUAUGAUUGAUAUGAGUCACUACGAGAAAGAAGAGAACUUGCGACUGACGACUGAGUUAACGCAAUAUUGCCAUGAAAGGGGGAUAGCGUGUGAGGCUGAACCUGGGCGUAUUGAGGGCGGGGAGGAUGGUGUUGGGGAUACCGAGGAUCUUGAAGGGCUCUUGACGACUCCCGAGGAAGCGCAGCGGUUCGUCGACUGCGGGAUUGAUUGGCUAGCACCCGCUUUCGGGAACGUUCAUGGGAAUUACGGACCCAGAGGCAUUCAGCUAGAAUAUGACCGUCUGCAGAGUAUCAAUGAGGCGGUAGGGGAUAAGGUCAGGUUGGUGUUGCAUGGUGCGGAUCCGUUCACGAAAGAGAUUUUUGGGAAGUGUAUUGGAUGUGGAGUUAGCAAGAUUAAUAUCAACAAAGUGUUGAACAACCCGUGUCAGAAGGUGUGGGCGGAGAAGGCGGGCAAAGCGGCUUUUACAAGCGUGAUUGAGGAGGCGACGUUGGAGAUGCAGAAGGCGGUGGAAAUGUGUUGUGAUAUGCUAGGGUCGACAGGGAAAGCUUACGUUGCAUAG
This is a messenger RNA of Lindgomyces ingoldianus, 938 nucleotides long. Its product is annotated as putative fructose-bisphosphate aldolase. Gene Ontology annotation, molecular function: aldehyde-lyase activity; zinc ion binding. NCBI's taxonomy places the organism in Eukaryota, Fungi, Ascomycota, Dothideomycetes, Pleosporales, Lindgomycetaceae. The record is from RefSeq and is a predicted model, not a curated record. Bases 78 to 938 code for a protein of 286 amino acids. Gene Ontology annotation, biological process: carbohydrate metabolic process. The transcript has a single exon.